CACGAGAUCGCGCAGAAAUCAACCCGAAAGUUAUGGAGUUAAGGAAGGAAUGGAAACUGAACCAGUUGAUUAUAUUAAGUGAGGGCAAGAUGGCAGAAAGUAAGGGAGCGUUACUUGCAAAAUCGGUACAAAAACAUGCUGGAAGAGCGAAAGAAAAGAUCCUACAGAAUCUUGGCAAGGUAGACCGGACAGCUGAUGAUAUCUUUGACGAGCAUCUCACAAACUUUACAAGACAGCAGAAUGCUGCAAACAGGCUUCAGAAGGAAUUCAACAACUACAUCAGAUGCAUACGAGCGGUACAAGCUGCGAGCAAGACGCUAAUGGACUCCCUGAAUGAAAUCUACGAGAGUAACUGGGUUGGCCACGAUCUCCUGUACGUACAAGCGCAGAAUAUCGAGAUGCUUUGGCAGGACUUCAGUCAUAAGCUUGGUGACCAGGUUCUCAUCCCGCUCAACACAUACCAGAGUCAGUUCCCUGAAAUGAGGAAAAAAAUUGACAAGCGCGGUCGCAAAUUAGUGGACUAUGACAGCCAACGUCACAAUUUCCAGUCGCUGCAAGGUAAUCCGAAGAAACGUGAUGAAAUUAGGGUGUCAAAAGCAAGAGAAACUCUGGAAGAAGCUAAGAGGACGUACGAACUGUUGAACUCGGAACUACACGAUGAACUGCCUGCGCUGCAUGACUCAAGGGUGCUUUUUCUAGUGACCAAUCUCCAGACGUUGUUUUCUGCAGAGCAAGUCUUCCACGCGGAAACAGCGAAGGUAUAUGCAGAACUGGAAGCGAUAGUAGACAAACUGGCCACGGAUUGCCAGCGUGGCACGUACACCCUUAAGAAAAGUUCUCCUCAGUCUCCCAAGUCUCCAAUAAGCAAUAGCAAAAUAAUUUCAAGUGCGCCAUCAUCUCCUAUAUCAAUAGCAGGUGAAGAUUCUGCUGAUGAUAACCCCACAACCCCCACUACUCCCCAACCUAACUCUGAUCUAGCCAUCACAUCCACCACGACCUCUACUACCACAACUACUACUGACAAUAAACCAUCGGCAGGUUCACCAAAGCUCUCACCCUCUCCCGGGGCCCAGAUAAAUGGUAACGCUAAACCUCCAAGUCCAGGGUCACCCAAUAACAGCAAACACAUUGAAGAAAUGUAUGAUAUACCAAUCGGAGCCACCACAGACAAUCUGCCACCUGGAGUGCUGUAUCGAGUCAAGGCCACUUAUAAGUACAAUCGUGAAGAUGUAGACGAGCUGUCUUUUGAUGUCGGUGAAAUCAUCCGAGUUGUGGAGUACGAUGAUCCUGAAGAACAGGAGGAGGGUUGGUUGAUGGGCGUUAAGGAAGGCUCCGGGGAGAAAGGAAUGUUCCCUGCUAAUUUUACUCGGCCUUUGUGAGUGGUUUGAGAUGACGAUCAGAAACAUCAGUUGUCUUGAGAAUGAGCAAUCAAGUGAAUAUAACUUUGCGGACAGCAGUAGAGUAAGGCACUAGGAGGAGGAGGAUUAACAGUAUCUUGUCGUCACAUGUGAUGUGAUGACAAGAGGAAACAUUGGUAAUCCAGCACUUUUUAACCCCAGAAGAUGUAUCACCCAUACUAACAGAAUGGAACAACCUUUACAGAACAUUUGUACAGCACCAAAAGUGGAGCAUAAAUUUAGCCUUUGAUAUCGAGACUUCUCCAGAACAAUCACCAUAAGUGCUGUUACCUGGUAACAAUUGUAGGGUUUUAUUAUAUUUACCUACAGUUUCAUUUAAUUUAUAUAUAAAUAUAUAUAAUAAAACUACAAUUAUACUGAUGUUUUAUGUUUGAUUGAUGCGGCAAAAUCGACAGAAAAGAUUUCAAAUGUGGCAGAAUUUCAGCUCCUUAUGAUUAUCAUCACAUCCGUAAUGGCAGAGGAAGAUACAGACAUUUGCUGACACUAAGAGGUGAGAUGAAUAGAAAGUUGACGAUUCAGUCGUCAAGAUUUGUACAACGCUAUCAACAUUUUGAAUCUAAAAAAUUCUUUUCAGUCCUAUCUGUUAUUGUCAGUAUCUUGUUGAAACAUUCCAUCAGCCUCAUUGCCAGCUUGUUCCAUACACGUCAUCUGUGUUAAUCAAGCAUUCCCGCAGCAUCGAUGAUGAUUUUGGUGGUACAUCUGAGAGUAGCUAUCUUCUUGAAUAUAUCUGUGAGGACGGAUUACACUAGGCUAUUUAAUGGGACAAGAACAUAGUUACUACUCACCGUAUGGUUCAUAAUGGUUUGUGUAUGUUUGAGUUAUGACGCUGAAUAACGUACUAAAUAGACUAGGCACUGUGGUUAUAAAUUUGUAAGCAAAUCAAACCUCAGACCAUUUUUGAAUACAGGGUGUUCAAUAUUCCAAGCCUGUGACAUUUAUAUUUGCAGGAGAGAGUCGGGGGGGAAUAUUGUUCCUUCCAGAUUAACUAUCGAUUCUAUAUAUAAAUGUUUGCUACCACAAAGUAAGUUUGUAACGUCUUAAAUUAAAUAAUCUCUGGCUGAGGUUCCAGUUUUUGCCUAGAAAGUUCUUUAAAGAUAUAUUGACAUAGUUUGGCAAAUUAUUCUAAGGUUCUUCUUUUGAAUUUAAUUGUCACUAUAUUGUCAUUAAUGUUAGUAACAUUAGUUAUUAAUAUCUUUUAAGUAGGCUUAUUGCCUGUGAUGUGGUCCCAACUCUUUUCCGACAGCCGUUGAGGUGCCAGUUCUCAAAUUUUGCCCCUCCCCCUGAUAUUUUUAUGUGAGAAAUGUGCCUUCAUACAGCCCAUUUGAGAUAAUAUCAGGGCAUUAACAUCUUAUAAAUCCAUCAUCAUUUAUAUUGUUGGAUUGGCUACACUGCCAUAGUCGGACCGUGUUCCCAGGCACCGUUAUAUCUGAUGCCUGGCGCAUGGUGGAUUCUUCCCAAACCAUUAAAAGUGCCUUUAUUAUUAACAAUUCAAAGUUAAGAAGAUUGUAUGCAGGUAAUUGUAGAAUAUUUAGUUAAUAUUAUAAUGCUGCAUAUUAGGUUACAUGAAAGCUGUACAACAUUUCUGUUGUCUUCUUGAAUGCCUUUAUGUAGAGUAUGGUGCGUUGCUGGGUGCCAAUUUGACAUGAUUUAACUUUCUUCAGAAAUGAUCUUAUAUGUUAACGGAAUCUUGUGAACAACUUUCAGUAGCGGGACAGGUCCGUGUGGAAGUUUUGGCUGAAUUAUUGGAGAUUUCUUCCAAUUAGCUCAAAGUUUACAGAAUGUAAUAUAGUUUUGUUAAAAAGUAAUUCUGAAAAGUAUGAUCUUUUUUUUUUCUGUUGUAGCUUAAACAACAAGAAAGAUAUGUUUCACUAAUUUAUUUACAAAGAAUGUCAUGGUCCGCAAACUGUUGAUAUGAGUUGCAGAAAACAUCUGAAGCUUACACUAGUGAAAUGUUUAUAAACAGGAAUAAUCCGAUGUUGUAAUUAGUGUGUUGACGGAGAUGAUUUUGCGUGUGCAGACAGU
Zootermopsis nevadensis is the source of this 3440-nucleotide messenger RNA. It is a transcript of the gene Amph, whose product is annotated as amphiphysin. Lineage: Eukaryota; Metazoa; Arthropoda; Insecta; Blattodea; Termopsidae. Gene Ontology annotation, cellular component: plasma membrane; cytoplasm. The record is from RefSeq and is a predicted model, not a curated record. Gene Ontology annotation, molecular function: protein binding; phospholipid binding.